AUGGCAUACACAAGGUCAUUUCUGCAAGCACUUUGCAGUUUCUUUCUGGUACUAGCAGUUGCGGAAGCAUUGAAAUUCGAUAUCGACGCUUAUCACAAAGGAGACAAGAAGGCAGAGAGAUGCAUUAGGAAUUUUGUGGCUAAGGAUACUUUGGUGGUGGUUACUGCUACCAUUGAUGGUUCAAAGGGGGAUGGCAUGCAAGUCGAUAUGCAUAUUAAAGAUGCUGUUGGAAAUGAAUACGGAAAACCAAAGGAUAUUGUAGGCGAAAAGAGAAUGGCCUUUACAUCUCAUGCCGAUGCAUCAUUUGAUGUUUGCUUCUACAAUUACUUUACAGCCUCAAACCGUGUUAGCAAUCCUCGCCGCCACGUUGAACUCGAUAUUGAUAUUGGAGCCGAUGCCAAAGAUUGGUCUGCCGUUCAAGCUACAGAAAAACUCAAGCCAGUCGAAACUGAAUUACGGCGCAUUGAGGAAAUGGUCGCAGAAAUCGUUGCGGAAAUGGAAUACCUUCGACACAGAGAACAGAAAUUGAGAGACACAAAUGAGAGCACGAAUAAUAGAGUUAAAUGGUUUGCAUUUGGAACUAUGGGAAUGUUGGUAUCAUUGGGAGCUUGGCAGAUUAUCUAUUUGAGGGCGUAUUUCAGAUCAAAGCAUCUUAUCUAGAUACGAGUACUAUGGUUGUUGUGAGAAUGGCGGCUUUUGGGUUGAGCUUUUUCAGCAAAUAAAACCCCUUGUUUUACUAGAGUGCGAAGACAUCUGUGAAAUGAAAUACGAUGAUAAAAAAGCUGUCUAUAUUCUCAGCAAGAAGCUACUCCUAGUACUUGAUUCCUGUCGUAUUUUUCAUUUUGGUUGAUUGAGAGAAAGUCCCCAGAAGUUUGGGAUUCAUAUGUCCCAUGUCUUACGCAAGUCAACUGCUAUAUUUUGGGUAGCAUCAUCAUCUCCACGCAGGAGAAGGAGAUAUAAUCGAAAUAGUACUGCUUUUCAUUUCGUUCAUAAUAUAGUCACAAGUUGUUUGAUUGUGUACUUUCUGAUCGCUUUUGAUUCUGCACCACGAAAAGUGUAGCAGAGGACGCAAGUCUCAAAAGGAAAGUUGGACUUAGGUAUCAACAAAGAAUCAUAUAAUUUCAACAUGCGGUAUCAAU
Molecule: messenger RNA, 1139 nt
Organism: Botrytis deweyae
Lineage: Eukaryota; Fungi; Ascomycota; Leotiomycetes; Helotiales; Sclerotiniaceae
Exons: 4
Coding region: 1-660 (219 amino acids)
Biological process (GO): intracellular protein transport; Golgi organization; endoplasmic reticulum to Golgi vesicle-mediated transport
Cellular component (GO): Golgi apparatus; COPII-coated ER to Golgi transport vesicle; endoplasmic reticulum
Source: RefSeq, a predicted model, not a curated record